UAAUAUAUGUUGAUGAUUUAGAUAAACUUUAAAUGUAAUAUAAUAUAUGUUGACAAUUUAAAACAAAGGAAAUGUAAUCGAGAGGUGCCGAGGUGGUGGGACAGAAAGCGAGCGAGAGAGCUCGGGGUAACCAGCUGGAUGUAGAAGUGUUUAGUUGUAUUAUUAAAGAGUUAUUCGUACCAUAUUAUCUGGUCAGUUGAGUCGUUUAUAAUACAUGGUGGCAGCGUAGAGGAAAAUGUAUCAGAUCCCAGCGCCUGAAGUUUUUAAUUUUCGUCCGGAAGAUUGGAGAACAUGGAUAGGACGUUUCGAACGAUUUCGAACAGCGUCUGGACUCCAUAAUAAAGAGGAAACUGACCAGGUAAAUUCUUUCAUAUAUUUAAUGGGACAGAAAGCCGAGGAAAUUUUGGCGUCAUUUAGUCUCCCAGAAGAGGAUAGAAAUGACUAUUCAAAAGUUAAGGCUGCAUUCGAAAAAUACUUCGUCCCAACUAAAAAUGUUAUAUACGAAAGAUAUAAAUUCUAUUCUCGGUUUCAAGAAGAAGGAGAAACAGUGGAGAACUUCGUGACUUCAUUAUAUAGUCUGGUUAAAACGUGUGAUUUUCCUGCUUCGUUUCAAGACGAAAUGAUUAGGGAUAGAAUAGUUUGCGGCAUUAGAGACAAAAAGGUUUCGGAACGUUUGCAACUUGAAACGGAACUAACUCUGGAGAAAGCAAUAAACACUGCGAGACAGGCUGAAACAGUAAAAAAGCAACAAGAAGCUUUUAAGAACAAUUCCGGGAAUAACAUAUAUGCAUUACGCAAAACUGCAGGUAGGAAGAACGUAUUUUCGAAGCCGGAAGCUACCGACAAUUCGUUUACCGGAAACAAAACUGUGAAUUCCUGUUAUUGGUGUGGAAAACCGGUGAAACAUACUAAAUUCAAUUGCCCUGCACGUAAGGCGAUCUGUAAUAAGUGCAAAAAAGUAGGUCAUUACGCAAAGGUCUGUAAAGCUAAAGUGAGUAUAAAUGAAAUAGGAGAACCUAAUCAAAGUUCAUUUCUAGGACAUGUUAAGGGGUCAAGUAAUAUAAACAAUAGCGUUAAGAAACAGCUUAACCAGUGGAAUGCAAACAUUUUCGUGGGAGACAUUCCUUUAACCUUCAAGAUUGACACAAGGGCAGAUGUCACAGUUAUACCACACGAGACAUAUAACAGAGUGCUAUCUCGUGUUAAAUUACGAGAAAUGAAUAGAACUAUACACGGCCCUGGUAAAAAAACUCUGGAUGUUGUGGGAGUGUUUACGGAAAAGCUAAGAAAUAAGAGAUUCCGCAUCCAAGAAGACAUAUAUGUUAUAGAUAAACUAGAACACUCCUUGUUGAGUGGUAAAGCUAGUGAACAGUUAAAUCUUGUGAAAAGAAUACAAGAACUAAACUCUACUUUCGAUCCAUUUAAAGAAUUCCCCAAUCUAUUUCAGGGGAUUGGGAAAGUGCAGAAACCCUAUCACAUUAAACUUAAACCGGAAGCAAAGCCUUACGCUCUGGCAGUUCCUCGAAAAGUACCAUUACCCUUGAGAGAUAAGCUCAAGAAAACUCUGGACGAGAUGGUAAAUAAGGGAAUAAUCGAGGCAGUAGACGAACCUGCAGAAUGGUGUGCUCCAAUGGUUUUGGUUCCAAAGAAAUCAGGCGAAAUAAGAAUUUGCGUCGAUUUAUCUAAAUUGAAUGAGAACAUUGAGAGAGAAUACUUUCCAAUGGUGUCGGUCGACUAUACACUCAGCCAAUUUCAUAACGCAAAAAUCUUUAGUAUUAUUGAUGCUAAUGCAGGGUUUUGGCAGAUUGCAUUAGAUCCUGAAUCAUCUUACUUGAGAACAUUUAUAACACCUUUUGGGAGGUUCAGAUUUAAACGAUUGCCAUUUGGAAUUAAGUCGGCGCCUGAAAUCUUUCAGAAAAGAAUACGUGAAACAAUACCAGAGGGCCCUGGAAUUGUAGGACUAAUGGAUGAAUUCGUGAUAUUUGGGGCCACAGAAGAAGAACAUGAUAAACGUCUGCAUGAAGUUCUUCGUACACUUCAAAAUGCAGGAUGGACUUUAAAUGCUGAAAAAUGUCAGUUCAGAACGAAAGAAGUCAAGUUUCUCGGACAUGUAAUCUCGCAUGAAGGUAUAAAACCUGAUCCCAAGAAAACAGAAGCAAUAGCAAAGCUCCCAAGACCUAGCUCUGUCACAGAGCUGAAAAGAUUUUUGGGCAUGAGUGGAUUCCUAAACAAAUUCAUACCAAGGAUGGCUGAUGUUGCAAACCCUCUGUACGAACUGCUAAAGAGCAACGUAGAAUGGUUAUGGGGGCCAGCACAGGAAACAUCGUUCCAAGAGAUCAAGAAUCAGCUAUGUCAAACUCCAGGAUUAUCAAUGUAUGAUCCAAAGAAAGAAACAUAUAUUUCCUGUGACGCAUCAUCUUACGGUCUUGGGGCUGUGUUGUAUCAGAGUAAAAAUGGUCACAUGUCUCCAAUUUGCUACGCAUCUAGGACAUUGUCGGAUACCGAGAAACGGUAUGCGCAAAUUGAGAAGGAGGCUUUGGCAAUUGUUUGGGCUUGCGAGAGAUUCCACGACUACAUAAUGGGCAAAGUCGUGAAUAUUGAAACGGACCACAAACCGCUGAUACCAAUUUUCAUGUCGAAGGCUUUGGACAGUCUUACUCCAAGACUGCAACGAAUGAAGCUACGAAUGAUGAGAUACGAUUAUAGCAUCGUGUACAAACAGGGAAAGCAGCUUAUAAUUGCAGAUGCAUUAUCCCGUAGCCCCAUACCCGAACAGGGAAAUGAAGAAUUGACCGAGGAGAUUGAGGCUUACGUUCAAAAUAUUAUCGACACAUUUCCUGCAUCUGAUAAACGGUUAUCGGAAAUCGUGUAUUUACAAGAGAGAGAUCCAAUUUGCAAAACGUUGAUGAGAUAUUGCGAAGAGGGUUGGCCGAAGAAAAACGAAAUACCCGAGAAAAUACGAAGAUAUUGGGAGCACAGAAACUCAAUUACUCUCCAAAAUAACAUUUUAUUUAAAGAUUCCAGGAUUAUAAUUCCAGAAAAGCUUCAAGGAGAAAUAUUGAACAGGUUACACGAAGGCCAUCUUGGAAUAACAAAGUGUCGAGCCCGAGCUCGAGAGUCUGUUUGGUGGCCAGGCUUAUCGGCGAACAUUGAGAAAUUGAUUGCGAACUGCUCAAUAUGCAUCCAAUACCAAAAGUAUCAUAAAGAGCCUCUUAUCCCAAGCGAAUUUCCUGAGAGACCUUGGCAAAUUGUAGGGGUAGAUCUUCUAAAACUAAAAAGCCAUUGGUAUCUCAUAAUGGCUGACUACUUUUCAAGAUAUUUUGAAGUUGCCAGAUUGGAGGAAUUGUCGUCGUCGUCAGUAAUUAACCACAUGAAAUCAAUUUUCGCAAGACAUGGAAUUCCAGAGGUUGUACGAAGUGACAAUGGCACCCAAUUUUCCCAGGUUGUCGACUCUGAAUACCGUAAAUUUGCAGAAAAGUAUAAAUUUUCAAGUAUAACUUCUAGUCCGAGAUACCCUCAAAGCAAUGGAUUCAUUGAAUCAAUGGUGAAAAAUUUCAAAAGUCAUUACUUGAAAUCUGAGUCGCAGGAUCAUUAUUUGAUGCUUCUAGCAAUGAGAUCUACGCCAUUAGAGAAUGGCUAUAGUCCGGCAGAACUGCUAAUGAGCCGAAAAUUGAGAACACCGUUGCCAUCAAAUAAUCACCAAUUGAUACCUCGUUUGGUUGAUUUCGCUUCAGUAAGGAGGAAGGAAAAAGGGAAGACAGAUAAACAGAAAACCUAUUUUGAUCGACGCCACGGUGUAAAAACUCUUCCACGGUUGAAGUUAGGACAGCCAGUCUGGGUGUCAGAUAUGCGAACAUAUGGAAAGGUGAAGGAGGCUCACCAUACUCCACGAUCUUACAUUAUCGAAACUCCGAGAGGCACGUUCCGCAGGAACAGAAUACAUUUACACCCAUCGUCUAUUCCCCAGACAGUCUCCCUGGAAGACGAACCGCAGAUCGUCGAUGAGGAGAAAUCGACUGGAUCAUCCAACCAGAAUACUCCCGAAGAAGAAACUCCCAGGACGGAAAAUGGAACAGGAUCCGGGAAUAGGGAACUUUAUGAACCAACGCUAGAAAUCAAACAACACUCUCCACCGGGUAAAGAGGACCUUCCUAAAACCCGUAGUGGCAGACCUAUACGAAUCCCAAGACGGUAUCUGGAUUACCAGCCGUAAAAGAGAAGGGGGAGAUGUAAUAUAUGUUGAUGAUUUAGAUAAACUUUAAAUGUAAUAUAAUAUAUGUUGACAAUUUAAAACAAAGGAAAUGUAAUCGAGAGGUGCCGAGGUGGUGGGACAGAAAGCGAGCGAGAGAGCUCGGGGUAACCAGCUGGA
Centruroides sculpturatus (bark scorpion) is the source of this 4369-nucleotide messenger RNA. RefSeq lists its product as uncharacterized. Lineage: Eukaryota; Metazoa; Arthropoda; Arachnida; Scorpiones; Buthidae. The record is from RefSeq and is a predicted model, not a curated record. Gene Ontology annotation, biological process: DNA integration. Gene Ontology annotation, molecular function: nucleic acid binding; zinc ion binding. The transcript has 2 exons. Bases 236 to 4213 code for a protein of 1325 amino acids.